AUGACUUCCUAUCAAGAGUUAGUGGCCGAGGGGGAGAGUAGCCCUCUGUUCACGGGCUGCUGCCCAGCGAAAGGGGUCAUAAACCGGGACCUCAGCGGCAGGGCUCAUCCUGAACUCCACAGUCGUGAUGAAGAGGGGCAACUGGAGUUUAAUUCUCCGCAUCCCUGGUACUUAACUCUCUCCAACAAUUUGGCUUUGUGCACCUCUUCAGACAGCCCACCACCCCCUCCUCCUAGUCUCGGAUGCUUUUCGAUACCGGCUUGCCCCCAGUUGUCCCGUUUCCCCUGGCGGUGCAGGGCGCAGGGGCAGAGCUCUCCAGGACGCGGGUACUGCGCAUCAAACAAUAACGACAAGAGACACUUCGGUUCUGGGUCCCUCACAGAUAAAAUUCAAAUCUGCUCUCAUAAUGGUCCCGCGGUUCACGUCGCCGUGGGAAGUUCAUCCAGCUCGGACCGUAGCGUCGCUGAUAGAAGGAGUAAAACUUUUGAGUGGAUGAGAGUGAAGAGGAGUCAGCGUCGGGCGGCCAGGUUGCACAUGACCUGUGGGUUCAGUAUUGCUGGCCCGGGCCUCGGUGCUGCGGAGGCUGGAAGCAGCAGCAGCAUCUGCACGUAUGGCCAUCCCACGGUGAACGGGGCGCCGAGGACCAGCUUCAGCACCAAGCAGCUGACCGAGCUGGAGAAGGAGUUCCACUUCAACAAGUACCUGACGCGGGCCAGGCGGGUGGAGGUCGCCAGCGCCCUGCAGCUCAGCGAGACGCAGGUGAAAGUUUGGUUUCAAAACAGACGCAUGAAACAGAAGAAAUUACAGCGAGAGGGGCUGCUCUCAGACCCGGGGCCCGCGGCUCCGCACUCAUAACGCUGACACUUUGGACACCUGCCCCUCUCAUGGACCUGCCUCACCAAAACACCUGCCCCUGAACUCCUGAGCUGCAUCGUGCGCCAGCCUGCAGAUGUUUUGAUUCGCCUGGUUUCAGUCGGGCUUCACCUUUAUUUGCUUACGAUGGAUGCUUUUUGCAAGAAGCACAGUGGCAGGUUUUCUUCAUGCAAGAACGAGUCAAAACAAUUUGUCAUCCUCCCCGGCUCCAGACUGGCGCUCUGAUUUGAAUAUUAAAAUUCAAGUCAUUCCAUUGCGCUGCUAUCAACACAAUGUAAACGGAGAUACAAAAUUAUAUUAAUUGUCCAUAGAAACGAUGGCAGGUUAUUUGUUUAAUUAUUUUGAACAAUUUAUUGAGCACCUGGCUUUACUUGAAUAUAUUAUUCCACAGGACAUGUGCUUCGUAGUGUUGUUUAAAAUAAUACAAAUGAAGUAUUUUUAUUUAUUCAAGCACUGGAUAUAUAUUUUACUGACAUAUAAAUUUAAUACACUUUUGUAACUUUUAGAAAUCACGCUUCUGCUUUCCCAGUCAAUGUCCAGGAUUAUUUAUCUGUCUAUUUCUUUAAUAAGCUGUUUGUCUGACAGCUCACAUUUGAGGAAAACAGAAACGUCACAUGCACCUGUUGUAGACAAAGUAUGAUAUGUUAGCAGAUAAUCAUGAGGCUAAUUCUGCAGAGCUUUAAUGCUUUAAUGUAGUUUAUUUUGUCCGAUAUUCAGGUUUUAAUUAUUCACCGUCCACGGAAAGAUUAAAAUGCCAUAAUUGACUGAUAGGUUUAUUGAUCGCUCGUAUUAAGAGUAUUGAUCCGUGGUGAUCCAUCUAUUGGAGGCGUAGGUCUAUAGGAGUGUUUGCAUGCAUGUGUAGCUGCAUGGUAAUGGAAUGGAGAAAUAUCACGAUCGGGAGUUGUUGCGUCUUUUAUUACCCUACAUGCAUCAGAAAAUGAUAAUUUAGCUUGAACACUCAUGCGGGAGAACAGACAAUAAAGCCCAGUCUGUACUGUUUUGCAGAUCAACCAAUAAACCGUGAGGCCCCAGCAGUUGGAGCAGCUAAAGAUUCUUUCCAAAUUCACAUUUCGUCUCAUAUAAAGUAAAUGAUUGUAAACUCGGCCCUUGAAUGCUGUUAUGUUCCCGGUGUGGCAAUGCGUUUCUAUCAUGUUAAUGUCUAUUUUAAUAUCAACAUAUGGGCCAUCAGCCACUUUAAUUCUGUGACUUUUGUUUGGCUUUCAAUUAGCGACAUUUGCACUUGAUGUAAAGUUACGGGAUCCAUAACGGAUGUUAGUAAAAAGGGAUUGAGCUUAAAGUAGCUGAGUGUUAAAAAUUAAAAGCUAUAAUCACGAUGAUUUAAAUAGAUCUGUAGCCUUAACCUUUAACAGGUGUUUUCACUGGAAUCUGGAUUGUAAAUAAGAUACGAAUAAUAAUUAUUAUAAGACAAGUGCGCCACUGCAGGGCGCAGGAGUGGACAUGGAGGCUGCAAGGCACUUUAAUGUAUGCAGUUACACCAGAGUUCACCUCUCACCUCUUGACCUUUGUCUUGCCUCGGGACAACGAUGACCCGGUCAGCGGCUCAGAGGAAGAAAGACGCACCAUUAAUAUAUGGGUGACCUCGAAGUCUGAGACUUUUCUUUCUUUCUUUUUCUUGUUUUAUAUUUUUUUGUCCCAACAAGCAACCCGGAACACUUUUGUUCUGGAUCUGUAUGUCCACACAAUAAUAUUUCAUCAAGCUGAAUAGAAAGGCAACCAGGCCAUAAUUGUUCAUAUUAUAAUUUCAUACCAGGCCAUAUAAUGCAUUUUUUUUCUACACCUAAUGCUAACCUCAUUUUUACCCUCGC
Messenger RNA from Monopterus albus (swamp eel), 2699 nucleotides. RefSeq names its product homeobox C1a (gene hoxc1a). Gene Ontology annotation, biological process: regulation of transcription by RNA polymerase II. The transcript has 3 exons. Gene Ontology annotation, cellular component: nucleus. NCBI's taxonomy places the organism in Eukaryota, Metazoa, Chordata, Actinopteri, Synbranchiformes, Synbranchidae. Bases 1 to 855 code for a protein of 284 amino acids. The record is from RefSeq and is a predicted model, not a curated record. Gene Ontology annotation, molecular function: RNA polymerase II cis-regulatory region sequence-specific DNA binding; DNA-binding transcription factor activity, RNA polymerase II-specific.